AUGACAACAAGAACAACAAGAACGGACAACCUACCCAAGUUACAGUUACCAACGUUUGAAGGUAACAUUCUGAAAUGGUCCACGAUCAUUGACGCCUUUAGGUCGUCCGUAGAUAAUGACUCUAGUCUGGAAAACAUCCAAAAAUUCCAGUACUUGAUGACACAACUAAGUGGUGAAGCAGCAAGAACUGUCGAAGGUCUGCAGUUAACCAACGCAAACUACUCAGAAGCACUGACACUCUUAGAACAAAGCUACAUGAAGGCAUUAUGGGAGCUACAACCACCCGAUAAUUCUUUAUCUAGUAUGACCAAUUUUUACGACAAUCUAGAAACCUACAUUCGUGGAUUGCGAUCUCUUGGUAAAAAGGAGGAUUCCUAUGGCGAUUUACUUGUUCCGAUUAUUUUCGAGAAGUUGCCUGCAAAUACAAGAACCCAGAUUUCACGCGAACAUGGUAAUAACGCCUGGUCGAUAACAGAAUUGAAGAAAGCCAUACACAGAGAAAUCCAAGCUAGACAAGCGGGUAAUCCAAUAGAACAGUUCAAUGAACAACACGCCACUGAAAGAUAUUCACCCUCUACAACAUAUUUUCAUGUUGGAUACAAGUCAAACAGAUCUUCCGAUUUCAAGCCUAGACCCAUGAAAUGUGCAUACUGCAAAGCCGCCCACUCAGCAAAUGCUUGUGAAGUCAUAAUUGGACCUGAUAAACGUAUGGCUAUAGUGAAAAGAGACAGAUUGUGCUUUAAUUGCUUAGGACACCAUCUAAAGUCUAAAUAUCGCUGUAAAUUCUGUCACGGGAAACACCACUCUACGCUCUGCGACAAUGCUAAGAAGACACCCGUGAAAUCACAAACUUUCG
Molecule: messenger RNA, 856 nt
Organism: Saccoglossus kowalevskii
Lineage: Eukaryota; Metazoa; Hemichordata; Enteropneusta; Harrimaniidae
Source: RefSeq, a predicted model, not a curated record